CCGUAGCCGAGUAGGAAACAGCCGCGCGGGUUGGUUGGUGUGAGAAUAACAUUUCGCGGGAGAUUAGCAAGCAGCAGUGUGUCUGCUGUCAACACGAACCACUCUAACAUUCACUAAAUCCAUAAAGCAAUGAGUUUGUGGGUGGACAAAUAUCGUCCGUCGUCCCUCGGGAAGGUCGACUUCCACAAAGAGCAGGCGGCUCAGCUGAAGAACCUGGUUCAAUGUGGCGACUUCCCACACUUGUUGGUGUACGGUCCAUCGGGUGCAGGAAAGAAGACCCGCAUCAUGUGUCUGUUGAGGGAGCUGUAUGGUCCUGGGGUGGAGAAGCUUCGCAUAGAGCACCAGACCAUUGUGGCUCCCUCAAAGAAGAAAAUUGAGAUCAACACCAUAGCCAGCAACUAUCACUUGGAAGUCAAUCCAAGUGAUGCAGGGAACCAGGACCGUGUUGUGAUUCAAGAGCUGAUCAAAACUGUGGCACAGUCUCAGCAAAUCCAGUCAAGCACACAGAGAGAAUUCAAAGUGGUGCUACUAACAGAGGUGGACAGACUGACGAAGGAUGCCCAGCAUGCUUUGCGUCGGACUAUGGAAAAGUAUAUGGCCACCUGCCGUCUCAUCCUCUGCUCCACCUCUACUUCCAAAGUCAUCGGGCCAAUUCUGAGCCGUUGUCUGGCAAUCAGAGUUCCCCUGCCGAGCACAGAGGAGGUAUGCAGUGUUCUUACAUCAGUCUGUAAAAAGGAGGGUCUGCUCCUCCCACCUGAGCUGGCCAAGCGAAUCAGUGAGAAGUCUGGCCGCAACCUCCGUAAAGCCCUUUUGAUGUGUGAGGCCUGCAGAGUGCAGCAGUACCCAUUCUCAGUGGACCAAGACGUCCCAGAGACAGACUGGGAGGUUUAUCUCAGAGAAACGGCUAAUGCCAUCGUCAGCCAGCAAAGUCCUCAAAAGUUGCUGGAGGUUCGAGCUAGACUGUACGAGCUCCUGACUCACUGCAUCCCUCCUGAGAUUAUCAUGAAGUGUCUGGUGAAAGAGUUGCUAAAUAACUGUGAUGGCCAGUUGAAGACAGAGGUAGCUCACAUGGCAGCCUACUAUGAACACAGACUACAGAUGGGAAGCAAAGCUAUCUAUCACCUGGAGGCUUUCACUGCCAAGUUCAUGGCCAUCUACAAGAAGUUCAUGGAAGAUGGUUUGGAUGCGAUGAUGUUUUGACUUCAAAUGGACUUAAAGACCAAUAUUUUUCUGGUCAGGAGUUUAACAGCAUGAUGCUUUUCUUUGUUGCUUCAACACAACUUUCACUGGACUUCAGGCUUGUAUUCUUUUAGGCAUUGUGGUGACACUGACACAGUUAACCUCACAGUAAGUCUUACAGCACUGAAUGCUUUUAGUGAACUUGCUGUAGGUGUGUAAAAUGCAAAUAGGAUGAUGUGAAACACCAAAAAAGAAGUUUUGAUAAAGGCAGUGGAAAACAAUGAUUUGUACUGAACAUUAAAAUAAAUUGCUUUGUUUACAGCA
This is a messenger RNA of Archocentrus centrarchus (flier cichlid), 1503 nucleotides long. RefSeq names its product replication factor C (activator 1) 3 (gene rfc3). The transcript is spliced from 9 exons. NCBI's taxonomy places the organism in Eukaryota, Metazoa, Chordata, Actinopteri, Cichliformes, Cichlidae. Gene Ontology annotation, molecular function: DNA clamp loader activity; DNA binding; ATP hydrolysis activity. The record is from RefSeq and is a predicted model, not a curated record. Gene Ontology annotation, cellular component: nucleus; DNA replication factor C complex. Bases 130 to 1200 code for a protein of 356 amino acids. Gene Ontology annotation, biological process: DNA-templated DNA replication; DNA repair.